CAAAACUUUCAGUUUGUCUGCGGAGGAAACGGAGGCGCCGUCCAGGCAGGGGAGGGCAGGGAAGGGAAGGGAACCCCGGACCCCGACUGGGCUGGAGAGAGGCGACACCCACCCACCCACCGCCGACACCUCAACCGUCCGGCAACCGAGCAAAAGCCGCGAAGAGGAUCGCCAAAGGGGGCGGCCAAGGGAAAAGGAGAGGAGAAGAAGAAGAAGGGGAACCGGAGUGGCUUCGGAUUAACAGGAGGCGGGAAUAGGAUUCUCAAAGCAGACGUGGGGUGGUUUUUUGGGGGCAAGCCCAGCUGGUGCAUCUCGCGGCCACCGCCUGGGGGAGGAGGGCUCCUCACCUGUCCUGCCUUACCUGGAGCCCCCUUGGGUGGGUGGGGGGUGCAAGAGGAGGAGAGGAAGAGGAGGAGGAAGGCAGCCCCCCAAAAUGAGCCAGCAUGUCUGAUAAAAUGUCCAGCUUCCUCUACAUCGGCGAUGUGGUCUCGCUUUACGCCGAGGGCUCGGUCAACGGCUUCAUCAGCACCUUGGGGCUCGUGGAUGACAGGUGUGUGGUUCAUCCGGAAGCAGGCGAUCUUUGCAAUCCUCCCAAAAAAUUCCGAGAUUGCCUUUUCAAAGUAUGUCCCAUGAAUCGAUAUUCUGCACAGAAACAAUACUGGAAAGCCAAACAAGCCAAACAGGGUAACCACACUGAAGCAGCCCUGUUAAAGAAAUUACAACAUGCAGCUGAACUGGAACAGAAGCAGAACGAAUGUGAGAACCGGAAGUUGCUGGGGGAGAUUGUGAAAUACAGCAACGUGAUCCAGCUGCUUCAUAUCAAGAGCAACAAAUAUCUCACCGUCAAUAAGAGAUUGCCAGCCCUGUUGGAAAAGAAUGCCAUGCGUGUCUCUUUGGAUACGGCCGGGAACGAAGGCUCUUGGUUCUACAUCCAGCCUUUUUGGAAACUGCGAAGCGAAGGGGACAACAUUCUUGUCGGGGAUAAAGUUGUCCUGAUGCCGGUUAAUGCAGGGCAACCUCUACACGCCAGCAACAUAGAGCUCUUGGAUAAUCCAGGAUGCAAGGAGGUCAAUGCAGUGAAUUGCAACACCAGUUGGAAAAUCACCUUGUUCAUGAAAUUUAGUUGCUACAGAGAAGACGUACUUAAAGGGGGAGAUGUUGUCCGGUUGUUCCAUGCUGAACAGGAGAAGUUUCUGACUUGCGAUGAAUACCAGCAGAAGCAACACAUUUUCCUCCGCACAACUUUGAGGCAGUCAGCCACUUCGGCAACGAGUUCAAAAGCCCUGUGGGAAAUAGAGGUGGUGCAUCACGACCCUUGUCGCGGUGGUGCCGGACAGUGGAACAGCCUGUUCAGAUUUAAACACCUGGCGACCGGAAACUAUUUGGCUGCUGAACUUAAUCCUCAUUAUCCAGAUGUCUGCAAUGGGGAAAAGAUUCUGCAGAAAGACAACGAUCUUCUAACUUUGAAGAAGAAACGACAGGCAGGAGAGAAGAUUAUGUACACCCUCGUCUCUGUUCCUCAUGGAAAUGACAUUGCCUCUCUUUUUGAACUGGACGCAACCACCUUGCAACGGGCUGACUGUCUGGUUCCAAGGAAUUCAUAUGUUCGGCUGAGGCAUCUUUGCACCAACACUUGGGUGACCAGCACUAGCAUCCCAAUCGACAAAGAUGAAGAAAGGCCGGUAAUGUUAAAGAUUGGAACCUGUCAGACGAAGGAAGACAAAGAAGCCUUUGCCAUUGUGUCUGUUCCUUUGUCGGAGGUCAGAGACUUGGAUUUUGCAAAUGAUGCCAACAAGGUUUUAGCAUCGAUAGUCAAAAAUUUGGAGAGCGGUUCGGUAACUCAAAAUGAAAGGAGGUUUGUCACUAAGCUCCUGGAAGACCUCAUUUUCUUCGUGGCCGAUGUGCACAACAACGGACAAGAGGUUUUGGAUGUGGUGGUGAUUAGACCCAAUCGGGAGAGGCAGAAAUUAAUGAGGGAACAAAAUAUAUUGGAACAGAUUUUUGGAAUAUUGAAAACCCCAUUUAAAGAGAAGGCUGGUGAGGGAGCCAUGUUGAGAUUGGAGGACUUGGGAGACCAGAGAUACGCCCCCUACAAAUACAUGCUUAGACUUUGCUACAGAAUCCUCCGUCAUUCUCAACAGGACUAUCGAAAAAACCAGGAAUACAUUGCUACCAAUUUCUGCAUCAUGCAGUCCCAAAUUGGCUAUGAUAUCUUGGCAGAAGAUACGAUCACAGCUUUGUUGCACAACAACAGGAAGCUGCUGGAGAAACAUAUCACAGCUAAAGAAAUCGAGACCUUUGUGAGUUUACUCAGGAGGAAUCGAGAGCCAAGGUUCUUGGAUUAUCUCUCCGACCUGUGUGUUUCCAACACGGCUGCCAUUCCAGUCACUCAGGAACUCAUUUGUAAAUACAUGCUGAGUCCCGGAAAUGCCGACAUCCUCAUUCAGACCAAGUUGGUUUCCAUGCAAAUGGACAACCCCUUGAAUUGCUCCUCCCUUGCGGACGAUAUGGAAGAAGAAGAGGUGUGGCUGUACUGGAUAGACAGUAAUAAGGAGCCCCAUGGGAAGGCCAUCCGCCAUCUUGCUCAGGAAGCGAAGGAGGGCACCAAAACUGAUUUGGAGGUCCUGACCUACUACAGGUAUCAACUCAAUCUCUUUGCAAGGAUGUGUUUGGACCGCCAGUAUUUGGCUAUAAAUCAAAUUUCCACCCAGUUGUCGGUGGAUUUAAUCUUACGGUGCAUGUCAGAUGAAAGCCUGCCUUAUGAACUGCGAGCAUCGUUUUGUCGCUUAAUGCUACACAUGCACGUCGACAGAGAUCCUCAAGAGACGGGGGUUCCCGUGAAGUACGCCAGGCUGUGGACAGAAAUUCCUACCAAGAUUACGAUCCAUGAGUACGACUCCUUCACCGAUUCAUCCCGAAAUGACAUGAAGAGGAAGUUCGCCUUCACGAUGGAAUUUGUCGAAGAUUAUUUGAAAGAAGUUGUCAAUCAGCCUUUCCCUUUUGGAGACAAGGAGAAGAACAAGCUGACAUUUGAGGUGGUGCACCUGGCUCGCAAUCUCAUAUACUUUGGUUUUUAUAGUUUCAGUGAACUUCUCAGGCUGACCAGAACGCUAUUGGCUAUCCUUGAUAUUGUACAAGUGCCCAUGUCUACCUACUUUGAAAGAUUAAGCAAAUUUCAGGAUGGAGGAAACAAUGUGAUGAGAACCAUUCAUGGUGUGGGCGAGAUGAUGACUCAAAUGGUCCUCAGCAGAGGUUCUAUCUUUCCUGCCUCUUUGCCUGAUAUUCCCCCAAGCGUCCACCGAAGCAAGCCAGCUAACCUGGUGGACAGUGAGGAUAUCACUGUGAUGGAUACCAAGUUAAAAAUUAUCGAGAUUUUACAGUUUAUUCUUAGCGUUCGCCUGGACUACCGGAUAUCCUACAUGCUCUCUAUUUACAAGAAGGAAUUUGGGGAGAACAACGAAAAUGUUGACAAUUCCACAAUGUCUCCCCCCGACUCACCAGCUCUCAGCUCAGCGGCUGUUCCUGAUAUAGAUGAAAUUGCUGCAGAAGCAGAAACCAUGUUUGCUGGCAGGAAGGAAAAGAACGCCGUACAACUGGACGAUGAAGGGGGCAGGACGUUUUUGCGAGUUCUGAUUCACCUUAUAAUGCACGAUUACCCUCCUCUGCUCUCGGGAGCCCUGCAGCUCUUGUUUAAACACUUCAGUCAGCGAGCAGAAGUGCUGCAAGCAUUUAAGCAGGUCCAAUUGCUGGUGUCUAACCAAGACGUGGACAGUUACAAGCAAAUUAAAAGUGACCUUGACCAACUAAGACUGACCGUAGAAAAAUCAGAACUUUGGGUCCAAAAAACCAGUAAUUAUGAAAAUGGAGUAUUGGGUGAAAAUCAAACAAAAGGAAGUGAUGAACCAAUCGAAGAUUCAAACAUGUUGAGUCCAGUCCAAGAUGGCAGUAAGAAACCUCAGAUUGAUACCAACAAGAGUAACAACUAUAAUAUAGUUAUGGAGAUUUUGAUCCGGUUACGAGGGCUCUGCAUUCAAAACAAGAAAUGUCGGAAUCAGCAGCAGCGCUUGCUUAAAAAUAUGGGAGCCCACAGUGUCGUGCUGGAUCUCCUUCAAAUACCCUACGAAAAGACUGAUCAAAAGAUGAAUGAAAUUAUGACCUUAGCUCACCUGUUCCUUCAGAACUUCUGUCGUGGAAAUCCCCAGAAUCAGAUCCUUCUACAUAAACACCUCAACCUGUUCUUAACCCCUGGGCUUCUUGAGGCCGAAACCCUGAGGCACAUAUUCACCAACAAUUACCAUCUGUGCAAUGAAAUUAGCGAGCGGGCAGUGCAGCAUUUUGUCCACUGCAUCGAGACGCACGGCCGCCAUGUUGAAUAUCUGCGUUUUUUGCACACCAUUGUCAAAGCCGAUGGUAAAUACGUCAAGAAAUGUCAGGACAUGGUUAUGACAGAGCUGAUCAACGGUGGGGAAGAUGUCCUGGUGUUCUACAACGACAGAGCCUCCUUCCCAACCCUCCUUCACAUGAUGUGCUCUGAGCGAGACCGAGUAGAUGAGAGCGGGCCUUUGGUGUAUCACAUCACCCUGGUGGAACUGCUGGCAGCCUGCACCGAGGGCAAAAACGUCUACACGGAGAUCAAAUGUAACUCUCUCCUUCCCUUGGAUGACAUCGUGCGAGUGGUGACGCAUGACGACUGCAUACCCGAGAUCAAGAUUGCGUAUGUCAACUUUGUCAAUCACUGCUAUGUGGACACCGAAGUGGAAAUGAAGGAAAUUUACACCAGUAACCAUAUCUGGAAGCUGUUUGAGAAUUUUCUGGUUGACAUGGCAAGGGUUUGUAACUCCAGUACAGACAGAAAACAUGCCGAUUUAUCUCUCGAAAAAUAUGUCACCGAACCAGUCAUGAGUAUCAUAAGUGGCUUUUUCAGUUCUCCGUUUUCAGACAACAGCACAAGCCUCCAGACACAUCAGCCGGUCUUCAUCCAGCUGCUACAAUCUGCUUUCAGAAUUUACAACUGUACUUGGCCAAGUCCAGCCCAGAAGUCUUCCGUGGAAUCUUGCAUCAAAACAUUGGCCGAAGUUGCCAAGAACCGUGGCAUUGCGAUCCCAGUGGACCUGGAUAGCCAAGUGAACACGCUCUUCAUGAAGAGCCACACCAACAUGAUCCAAAGAGCAGCCAUGGGCUGGCGGAUGUCCGCUAGGAGCGGCCCCCGCUUUAAAGAGCCCCUCGGAGGACCUUCCUGGGAUUACAGGAACAUCAUUGAGAAACUCCAGGACGUGGUGGCCUCCUUGGAAGAGCAGUUCAAUCCUAUGAUGCAAGCUGAAUUUUCGGUGUUGGUGGAUGUCUUACGGAGCCCUGAACUUCUCUUCCCCGAAGGGAGUGAGGCUAGGAUUAGAUGUGGAGCCUUCAUGUCCAAGUUGAUCAACCAUACAAAACGGCUAAUGGAGAAGGAAGAAAAACUUUGCAUCAAAAUCCUCCAGACUUUGCGGGAAAUGCUCGACCAGAAAGAUAGCUUUGUUGAAGAGGGGAGCAACCUGAGGAAAAUACUUCUCAACCGCUAUUUUAAAGGAGACUAUGGAGGGAACAUCAACGGUCCACUGUCUGGCAGCUAUGGCAAACCCCUGCAAAGUGGAGGCACCUUCUCAGGACAAGAUGUGGACAAGUCUGGGGCAUCCAUGCAUGACAUUCAGUGUCUCUUGGACAAAGAAGGGGCUUCAGAACUGGUCACCGAUGUCAUCGUUAGCACCAAAAACGACCGGAUCUUCUCGGAGGCCAUCUUGCUUGGCAUUGCGUUGCUGGAAGGAGGAAAUACCCAAAUCCAGUAUUCCUUUUAUCAACAAUUAAACGAGCGGAAAAAGUCCGAAAAGUUUUUUAAAGUUUUGUACGAUCGGAUGAAAACGGCCCAACUGGAAAUUCGCUCCACGGUGACGGUGAACACGAUUGAUCUGAGCAGCAAAAAGAAAGAUGAGGAAAGCGACGUGACUGUGUCAGCUCCAAAGAAGAGAGUUAGAGAUUCCAACCUCUACCUGAAGGAAAGCAUGAAAGGACAACUGGCGGAAGCCUCCACUGCAACGUCCAAAGCUUACUGUGUGUACCGCAGAGAGAUGGACCCAGAAACAGACCUCAUGGGUCCAGGAUCAGAGGCGGGAUGUGCAGAUGAAAAAUCGUCUGAAGAAAUGACCAUGAGUCCAGCCAUUGUGAUCAUGCAACCCAUUUUGAGGUUUCUCCAAUUGUUAUGUGAGAAUCACAAUCGAGAACUUCAGAACUUUUUAAGAAACCAGAACAACAAGAGCAACUACAACCUAGUUUGCGAGACACUUCAGUUUUUGGAUUGUAUUUGCGGAAGUACCACUGGCGGGCUAGGCCUUCUGGGCCUAUACAUCAAAGAAAAAAAUGUAGCUUUGGUAAAUCAAACCCUUGAAAGUUUGACUGAGUACUGCCAAGGACCCUGCCAUGAAAAUCAGACUUGUAUAGCCACCCAUGAAUCCAAUGGCAUCGACAUCAUCAUUGCGCUGAUCCUAAAUGAUAUCAAUCCCCUUGGAAAAUAUCGGAUGGACCUAGUGCUACAGUUGAAGAAUAAUGCCUCGAAGCUUUUGCUGGCUAUCAUGGAAAGCAGGCAUGACAGCGAAAAUGCAGAACGAGUCCUUUUCAACAUGAGACCAAAAGAGCUGGUGGACGUCAUGAAGAAUGCGUACAACCAGGGCCUUGAUAGUGACCAAGAAGAGGAGAAUGGAGAUGAGGAUAUCUCACCAAAAGAUGUUGGGCAUAAUAUCUACAUAUUAGCUCACCAGUUGUCCCGUCAUAACAAAGUAUUACAACACAUGCUGAAACCUGGGGCAGAUCCAGAAGAAGGAGAUGAAGCUUUGAAGUAUUACGCCAACCACACUGCCCAAAUUGAGAUUGUCCGUCACGACAGAACCAUGGAGCAAAUAGUAUUUCCCGUGCCAAACGUUUGUGAAUUCCUCACUCAUGAAUCAAAAUGCCGGGUGUUCAAUACCACAGAAAGAGAUGAGCAAGGGAGCAAAGUCAACGACUUUUUUCAACAGACCGAGGAUCUGUAUAAUGAAAUGAAAUGGCAGAGGAAAAUUAGGAAUAAUCCGGCAUUAUUUUGGUUCUCUCGACAAAUUUCUCUCUGGGGAAGCAUAUCUUUCAAUCUGGCUGUUUUCAUCAAUCUAGCAGUGGCCCUUUUCUACCCGUUUGGAGAUGAUGGUGAUGAAGGCACACUUUCUCCAUUAUUUUCCAUUCUCCUCUGGAUCGCUGUGGCCGUUUGUACCUCUCUGCUUUUCUUUUUCCCAAAACCGGUUGGAAUCCGCCCAUUUUUGGUCUCUGUUAUGCUCAGGUCUAUAUAUACGAUGGGUCUUGGGCCCACGUUGAUCCUUCUGGGUGCCGCUAAUGUAAGUAUUUAAAAAAUCAUCCCGGGAUUCAUAUAUAUAUAUAUCUAUAUAAUCAAUUAUCUCUUGUUCCGUAUUGAUUUAGCACAGUGGGGAAAUUGAACCAGCCGCUGAGGCAAAUAAUCCGUGUAUGUCUGAAGCCUCAUUAAUUCCAGUUUAAGUCAAGUGAAGGGCAGAUAUGUUUGCAUGAUAAAGACAUAUCAAAGUUGACUUUCCUUCCAAAAUUCCACCUCUUCGCUUUGCCUACAAACUAUCCCCAUAUACAGGUUGUAAGUGGUACACUUUCCACUUAUCUAGGUUGAUAUUAUGGCUGCAUGUAGUCCUUGGCUUACAACUAUUCUUUUAGUGACU
Molecule: messenger RNA, 7739 nt
Organism: Notechis scutatus (mainland tiger snake)
Lineage: Eukaryota; Metazoa; Chordata; Lepidosauria; Squamata; Elapidae
Source: RefSeq, a predicted model, not a curated record